Messenger RNA from Aureobasidium namibiae CBS 147.97, 828 nucleotides. RefSeq lists its product as uncharacterized. Lineage: Eukaryota; Fungi; Ascomycota; Dothideomycetes; Dothideales; Saccotheciaceae. The transcript is spliced from 4 exons. Bases 1 to 828 code for a protein of 275 amino acids. The record is from RefSeq and is a predicted model, not a curated record.
AUGGACCGGGGCGGCCUCUCGGAUCGAGCCAAAGGCUACAUCCUUGGCAAUGACCUUCUGAUGGGUUUUGCAUUCGUUGUGGUAGUGGCUCGGUAUUACUGUCGGAUGCGUAUGGGAGCCAAGCGAGGCCUAUGGUGGGAUGACUUGUUCAUACUACUAGCAUUCAUGUUUGCAGUAGGAUUUGGCGCAGUUGUGAAUGUGGCAAUGGGACAUUAUGGAUGGGAUCGACAUAUCUGGAACAUCCCUCUGGAUGUACUAUCGACGUCCGUCAAAGCAUAUUUGGCCGCGAAGAUACUGUUCAUCGUGAGCGGAACGUGCGUGCGAAUGGCACUAUUGCUGUUCUACCUAUGGCUCAUCAAAGACGUGGCCGAGAAGGGCCUCAGAAGGAUCAUCUAUGUUGUGAUGGGCCUGAAUGCUGCUCUGUGUCUGGUUGCCGUGUUGGUCUCCAUUUUUCGAUGCCGACCUAUACAUGCGGCUUGGACGACUAUCGGAGAUAAUUCGCAGUGCUUCAGCGAAGGUGUUUCCAUCACCACAAUCGGAGCAUUGCUGACUGUGAUGGACUUUGUCGUCAACAUUCUACCACUGCCUAUCGUCGCUCGCUUGAAUGUCGUGUUCAGGCAGAGGCUGGCAGCAACGGUGCUACUUUCCCUGGGUACAAUCGCGACAGCUGCUGGCAUUGUUCGAGAGGUAUAUGUUUACCGCGCCUUCCUCGGAACCAAGGACUCGACUUGGGGAGCACUACCUUUGUGGAUUUGUGCAGAUGUCGAGAUUUAUGUUGGCCUGGUAAGUCUCAAAUCCACCAGGUCUUACCUUGUAGUACAACACUAA